GCCAAAGGUGGGAACAGCGGAAGGAGGGGACGUGCUGAGUUUUAAAACAAACAGUGACUUCGUUAUUUUAAUCACUUAUUUUUCAGGACAGUGAGUAGAAGCUAACAUUAAUUCUCGUAACGUUAUAAGGUCUUCAUUCUUGGGAUUCAGGCAGCAAUGGAGGCCGUUCCGCGAAUGCCAAUGAUUUGGUUGGAGCUAAAAGAAGCCGGAGAGUUUCGGUUUAGUUCUGUGGUCCGACAGUACAUCCAGCAGAACUACGGUGAAAAGCCAGAGAACUACAAUGAAGCACUGAGGAAACUGGAGCAGCUCAGGCAGAGUACAAUAAAUGUUCCAAGGGACUUUGAAGGCUGCAACACUCUCAAGAAAUACUUUGGCCAGCUGCACUAUCUGCAGAGUCGUGUUCCCAUGGCGAAGGGACAGGAAGCAGCUGUAUCAGCUACAUGGAUUGACAUCUUUACAGGAAAACAAGUCACUCAUGAUGACAUCAGCUAUGAACAGGCCUGUGUUCUUUAUAACCUGGGUGCUUUGCAUUCUUUUCUGGGUGCCAUGGACAACAGGGUGUCUGAGGAGGGGAUGAAAACAUCUUGUACCCAUUUCCAGUGCUCUGCAGGAGCAUUCGCAUAUAUCAGAGAUAAUUAUAACUCCAGCUUCAGCUCAGACAUAAGCCACCAGGCACUGUGCAUCAACAUCAGUCUAAUGAUGGGACAGGCGCAGGAGUGCCUCCUGGAGAAAACUUUGUUGGAUAACAGGAAGAGCUUCCUGAUCGCGCGCAUUUGUGCCCAGGUGUGUGACUAUUAUAAGGAGUGCCUGAGGAUGCUGGGAAGCUCAGAUUGUGGCUCAGGGAAGAGGGACUGGAAGAAGCUUCUCUGUAUGAAGAUUAGCUACUUCGGUGCCAUCACAGAUUUACACAUGGGCAAGCAGAGCGAGGAACAGCAAAAGUGUGGAGAAGCAGUUGCAUAUUUCCAGAUCUCUCUGAACAAACUAAAUGAAGCUAUUAAGCUAAGUAAGGGUCAACCAGACUCCAUACAGCAGGCUCUGAGAUUUUCUAUGGAUGUCAUUGGUGGAAAGUUUAACUCUGCUAAGAAGGACAAUGACUUUAUCUACCAUGAGUCUGUUCCCUCGCUGGACACUCUGACUGCAGUAAAAGGUGCUUCCCUUGUGAAACCUCUCCCUGUGACCCCAGCUGACCCCAAUGUCACUGGUCCUGACCUUUUCUCCAAAUUGAUUCCUAUGGCGACUCAUGAGGCCUCCUCACUCUACAGUGAAGAGAAGGCCAAACUGCUUCGUGAAGUGAUGGCACAGAUUGAUGACAAGAACCAGAUCUUAGAGAGGUUCAUGGACUCUCUGAGCUUUGACUCUGUGGAUAAUUUGGACACGUUCAACUCAGUGCCUCCUGUGUUGUUGGAGAAAUGUGCAGGCCUCAGUGUUCGUCCAGAUACAGUAAAGAGUCUAGUCCAGGCCAUGCAGGCUCUGUCUGGGGUGUACACUGAUGUGGGAUCCUCUCUGGAAGAAGCCUGUCAUGCCCUGGAGGAGGACGAGGCUGGGGAGAAGACCCUGGUGUGGGUGGAUGGGCAGAAUGAACACCCUGGCAGACCUGCCGCACUGCAGGAGCUCCAGAGAGAGCUGCAGAAGUACAAGGAGGCCCAUCAGACAGCCAGCCACACCAAUAUGGAGCUGCAUCAUGCCAUGAACCAGCAUGUCCCCAACCUGCGCCUCCUCCAGGGGCCCCUUGAGCAACUGAAGAGCAGCCUGCCCCAGCCACAGCUGAGCCAGGAGGACAUGUCAACUUUGGAGGCCAUGAAACGGAUACUUGGUAAAGUUAAUGACAUGCGUAAGCAAAGAUUGUCACUGGAGAAGCAGCUCCGUGACCUCAUUCAGAAAGAUGACAUCACAUCUGUCCUGGUGACCACAGAACGUUAUCAGAUGAAGGCCUUGUUUGAGGAGCAGCUGCAGAAGUAUGAGCAGCUGAAAGGAUUCAUCAUCCAGAACCUUGCAGCCCAAGACAACAUCCUGAAAGCCUUGACUGAGGCUAAUGUGCAGUAUGCCCCUGUCCGCAGGACAAUAACCAACACUGAGCAACAGCGGAAGAGCUCUGUGCAGGCUCUGGUGGCCUCAUAUGAUGCAUAUGAGGACCUAGUAAAGAAGGCUGAGGAAGGUCACAAGUUCUAUCAAGAUUUGGAGAAAAAGAUAUCCAAUUUGCUGGACAGAGUCAAAGCGUUCUGCCAGAAGAGAAAAGAAGAAAGAAUUGCAUUUCUGGAGAGGGAGGUAGGAAAAGGGCCUCCUCCUAGACCUGCUCCCCGUAAGCCAAUGCUUGGUAACAAUGCCCCACCCUCCUGCCCUCCAGGGGGAGCUCCUUUUCCUAACCAGAGGAUGCCACAGUUUGCUCAGCCUCCUUAUGGCCACACUUCAGGUGCCACCCCACCAACUGCACCUCCUCAGGCUCCUGGCCCAGGUUAUGUCUUACCACAGCAGUUCCAGCCUGGUCCAUCCAGAGGCAUCACACCUGUUCCUUCACACAUGCCUCCACCAGCUUAUGUCCCAGAUUCUUGGUCACAUGCACCUGCUGCUCCAUUUCCUGGGUGUUGCUCUAUGUCUGGCCCACAAUCUGCCUCAAGACCAACUGGGCAGCAGGUUCCCAUGCCAAGUGGGCAGCUCACUGGUCCUGUAGGACACCAGAUCCAAACUGGAAACCAGUAUCCAAGUUUUCCCCCGCAGCUUACACCAGGCCUGCUUUCUCAGACAUCCACCAGUGCCUUUUCUGGACAGAGCCAGCCGCUUUUCCAGCCUGCACGGCUUCACUUUGGUCCUUCAAACCAGUUCCAUCAAGGACAGCCUCCAUUAAACCAACCCCAGGCUCAAAUGGGUCACGUUUUCCCCUCCUUUCCAUCCUAUCCUCAACAAAUGUCUGGAUCUUUUCAUAAUCCUAACAAAAAACCUCCUGUAUCUCAAACUAUGUCUCAGAUACCUUUCAACCAAAACCCCAUGAUGCCCUUUGCUGUCCAGCCUCAGAUGCCUCCUGGAGCUGCACCACCACCAGCUAACAUGUUUUUCCAAGCUGGACUAUCCCACAUUCAACAACAGCUCCCCCCAUCCCAGCCAGGUACCCAGCAGUUCAUGAAUACUCUGCUGAAUCCCAUGUUUCAGCCAGAGAAACCAGCUCAAAACCAAAACCUUCCACCCCAAAACAUUCCUUCCUCAUCUUCUGGACCAGCUGUUGCCCAAGUACUGGACCAUCCAAAUCCUCCUCCACUUGCUGAUAUACUCACACCUUCACCUGCUAACAUACCCAAGAUUCAGGGGAAUCAGACAGCCUCUGGGAGUAUCUUGACCCCUUCAACCAUGGAGAGCAGUGUUGUGCCAUCUGAAGGAUUCCAGAUACGGCCAUCUUCACUGGACCCUAUGACACCAGCAUCCCAUGUGUCUCCCAAUCAUGACCAUUUCCAUAAUACCCUGGAGAAGCUCAGCAUCACUAACGAGGGAGAUGGUCCUCAGCUCAAAUAAGAAAAACAUCAAACUGGUGUAAUCUGAGAGAACAGCCCCAAACUGUCUCACCUCUCAGCCACUCAGAACCGUCUUAACCUUCAGCGGAACAUUAGCCACUCAGAACCGUCUUAACCUUCAGCGGAACAUUAGCCACUCAGAACCGUCUUAACCGUCAGCCAAACAUUAGCCACUCAGAAUUGUCUCACCCUUCAGCCAAACCUUAGCCAUCAGAGUGUGUUACACUGGGCUGAGAAGAAAGCCAAAGAGACCGCUCUUAAUGAAUCAAAGCCAUUAACAGGGUAUAUGCUGGUGCAAGUGGAGGUCUCAGCCUUGCUAAAGUGUGAGGGAACACCAGAGAAUGGAGAGGUAGUCGGGUACAAGCACUGACCCACAGGGGUGGUCCAUUAGGAGAGAUCUGUUCCAUGAUCUGGACCCUGCCUGGACAUUAAAUAAGACAUUAAAAUGCUUAAUUGUAAGUGAUAACUUGCAUAAUAUUUUAAUUACUUUUAACCGUAUAAUCUUCCAUAUAAUCAAAUCUCAGUACUUAGAACUAGAAGCAUUAGCACUACAUUUGCUAACACAAGUUCAGCUUGUUCUUUAUGGCUUAUGUGCAUACACUAUCUAUCUGCAUUUCAGGUUAAAAAAACUUUCUUCACUAUGACUAUGCAAUUUCCUUAUUUUGGUUUCUUUCUAUUUUAAAAUAGCACUUUACUCCUAUUGAUGGUGAGAUGGUGAUAUUGUAUGAAUAUAAAUUGAUAUUUUUAAUUGUGAUGUUGCUGAAUACAUUUGAUAUUAACCAGAAAAGGGACACCACUCUUAACAGGAGAUUCUCUUUACCUUUGGGAUGUUUGCUAGUUUAAAAUCCUGUUGCUUUUGGGGACCAGUGGUCUUUAUUUUGAGGUUUAUAAAACUGCUCUUUAGAUCACUGACUAGGUGCCUGAAGCACUGGUAUAUAUGUGUGAUUGUAAUGUUUCUCUUAUAUUUAGUCUCAUAAAUGUAAUUUUUCAAACUCUUCUUUAGCCUUUCUGUUUACUUGUUUUUCCAGUAUAUUCUAAUAAAGUCAUUGCCCUUUAUAAA
Messenger RNA from Electrophorus electricus (electric eel), 4560 nucleotides. RefSeq names its product protein tyrosine phosphatase, non-receptor type 23, b (gene ptpn23b). Lineage: Eukaryota; Metazoa; Chordata; Actinopteri; Gymnotiformes; Gymnotidae. Gene Ontology annotation, biological process: endocytic recycling; protein transport to vacuole involved in ubiquitin-dependent protein catabolic process via the multivesicular body sorting pathway; early endosome to late endosome transport. Gene Ontology annotation, molecular function: protein binding. The record is from RefSeq and is a predicted model, not a curated record. Gene Ontology annotation, cellular component: endosome.